AAUCCCAGCCACAAAUCGACCCAAAACCGAUCAAAAAGAACAAGAGAGCCGCGCUGGCCUGUACUGUACAAGAUACCCUUGCACCGCCAAAACAGAACACACACCAACCAAAAAGCCACCCGAUAAAACACAGAGCACCCACCGGCGGCGGCAGCAGCAGCGAUGCUCCUGGCGCGCGUGUCCCCGGCCUUCCUCCCCUCCACCUCUUCCUCCUCCCCAUCCUCGUCGCAAGCGCCGGCGCCCUCCGCGUCCUUCGGGAGGAGCAGCCAGCGGCGCGUCGGCGGCGGCGGCGGCCUGGCCUCCUCCUUCCCCGCGGCCGCUUCACCGCACCGCGCGGCGAGGCGGUACGUUAUGGCGGCAGCGGGAACGGUCCCGGCGGCGAAGCUCGAGGAUGCCGACGCGCUCAUCGACUCCGUCGAGACGUUCAUCUUCGACUGCGACGGGGUGAUCUGGAAGGGCGACAAGCUGAUCGACGGCGUGCCGGAGACGCUCGACUUGCUCCGAUCAAAGGGAAAGAGGCUGGUGUUCGUGACGAACAACUCGACCAAGUCGAGGAAGCAGUACGGCAAGAAGUUCGAGACGCUGGGACUAAGUGUCGAUGAGGAAGAGAUCUUCGCCUCAUCCUUCGCAGCUGCCGCGUACCUGCAGUCCAUCGAUUUCCCCGAGGACAAGAAGGUUUAUGUCAUUGGAGAGGAAGGGAUCCUGAAGGAGCUGGAGCUGGCUGGAUUUCAGUACCUCGGUGGACCCACAGAUGGAGACAAGAAGAUAGAGCUGAAGCCUGGUUAUUACAUGGAGCAUGACAAAGAUGUCGGGGCAGUUGUGGUCGGAUUUGAUCGCUACUUUAACUACUACAAAGUUCAGUACGGGACACUCUGCAUACGUGAGAAUCCAGGGUGCCUUUUCAUUGCGACAAACAGGGACGCCGUCACCCAUCUUACUGAUGCCCAAGAAUGGGCAGGUGGCGGAUCAAUGGUUGGUGCUGUACUUGGCUCAACUAAACAAGAACCUCUCGUUGUCGGGAAGCCAUCGACUUUCAUGAUGGACUAUCUGGCAAAAAAGUUCGGAAUCACAACAUCCCAGAUAUGCAUGGUGGGUGACCGGUUGGAUACUGACAUCUUGUUUGGCCAAAAUGGAGGCUGCAAAACUCUCCUUGUUCUCUCAGGUGUGACUUCUCUUCAGACGCUUCAGAGCCCCGACAACUCGAUCCAGCCAGAUUUCUACACAAACCAGAUCUCUGAUUUCCUCACACUGAAGGCAGCAACAGUCUGAAGAAACAUCAUGGAACUGUGUUUUAGCUGGGCCAUCAGCCUUGCUUUUGUAUAGGCAGCACCAGCCAAAUUUUAGCAGCUAAGAAAACAAGAAGAAUGUUUUGUUUCACAUUGUUUUGUAUUCAUGAGACAGAUGCUUGUAUGUAACAUUAUAAAAGCACAUAUCACAAAGGAUGUUGAGAAUUGCUUCAAAA
Phragmites australis (common reed) is the source of this 1462-nucleotide messenger RNA. RefSeq names its product phosphoglycolate phosphatase 1A, chloroplastic-like. Bases 163 to 1269 code for a protein of 368 amino acids. The transcript is spliced from 11 exons. The record is from RefSeq and is a predicted model, not a curated record. NCBI's taxonomy places the organism in Eukaryota, Viridiplantae, Streptophyta, Magnoliopsida, Poales, Poaceae. Gene Ontology annotation, molecular function: phosphatase activity.